GCACGGCUUGUUAUUUAGUCUCGGAAGGCCCGUGGAGAGGGAAGACUGGCCUGACUUGGUGGAAAGGUGAGGAUGGGGCAUCCUUACCGGAGAAAACAGGACUCUUUGAACUGCAAUUGGACAGAAUUUUUCUCAUAAGGCCUUCGUUAGUUUCUUUUUGAAGAGUACUACCCCUAAAUGCGCUGUCAACCAUGCUCCGUACCGUCGGAAAGUCGCUCUUAGUUUGCCCUCCCCACCCGGCCGGUGCCCUGGAGCUGUGCCCUGCCGUUUUGUUCUUUAGUCGACCACGAUGUAGCGGUAUUCCUUACGUUCCUCAACCAAGAGACAAGUCUGUGUCUGCCAGAUCUGUCAUCUCUUUCUACAACCAGAGCGCCAUCGAUAUAGCAGCAGAGAAGCCAUCCGUGCGACUCACCCCCACAACUAUCCUGUAUGCUGGAAAGUCUCCAGACAACAGUCACAUCCUGCGGAGUGCGCAGUACCUGUACAAGGAACUUCCAGUCCGCGUGGCUCACCGCAUCCGCGACUUCAGACAUCUCCCGUUCAUCGUUGGCUGCAAUCCCACAAUCCUUCAUGUGCACGAGUUGUACAUCCGUUCCUUCCAUCUGUUGUCAGAGUUCCCUCCUGUGGAGGAUUUUGAGUCAGAAGAAAAGUACACCAAGCUGGUGAAAGAUCUCCUGGACGACCACAAGGAUGUGGUCACCCUACUGGCAGAGGGUUUCAGGGAGAGCAGGAAACACAUCAAGGAGUACAAGGUGAUACAAGAGUUCCUGGACAGAAUGUUGACAUCCAGACUGGGGAUCAGAAUGUUAGCCCAGCACCACAUAGCCCUGCAUCAGGAGAAGAGUCUCUUCCAUGCACAGCCCAACUAUGUGGGGAUCAUCUGUACUCAGAUGUCCCUCAAGAAGAUCAUAGAGAAAUGGGCAGACUUUUCCAGACAAGUGUGCGAGUACAAGUACGGCUUCGCUCCCCGCGUCCGCGUUCUGGGACACGUGGGAGUCGUGUUUCCCUACAUUCCCCUGCCACUGGACUACAUCCUACCAGAACUUCUCAAGAAUGCCAUGAGAGCGACAUGUGAGCAACAUUCGGACAACCCAGUCAACAUGCCUGACGUCACCGUCACCAUAGCCAACAACGAUGUAGACUUCAUCAUCAGAAUCUCGGACAAGGGAGGCGGCAUGCCGCGGGAAAUCCUGGAGAAGGUGAUGCAGUACCACUUCACGACCUGCGGCAGUGAGAUGGACCCCGCCAGCGAGAACCUGGACGGACUGGGCACCAUGAUGUCCGCCAUGAACGACGGACCCAACGGGGCGGGCCCCAUGUACGGCAAGCGCCAGCAGCCCAAAGCUCGCAACCCUGUCUCCGAAGACUUGGUGGAAUAUGUGGGCCGCUCGGGCUCUAAUGGGUUUGGAUUUGGGCUUCCGACCUCAAGAGCGUAUGCGGAGUACCUGGGCGGAUCUCUCACGUACAACACCAUGCAGGGGAUCGGGACAGACGUGUACCUCCGCCUACGCCACAUUGACGGGAACUACGAAAGUUUUCGCAUCUGAGCACUUCUGAGUUGAGCACUGCAAGAGCGUUAAACAGUCUGUGUCAGAGGAGGAAAAGCUUAUGCUAUGCAGGCAUAUUAUCUCACAUAGAUUGAAAUCAAUGUUGUCAUCCUGCUUUCAUCUGGUUUUUAAGUGAAGGAAGGAAGGAAAGAAAGAAAAAGGAAGGAUCAAGAAGAAAUAGACUUGGAUGAUACAGAGAGCAUCUACAUCUUUUCCUAUGUUAAAGUUGAAGUUGCUAUGUAGCUUCUACAUAACAGCAUACCUUGUAUUAUAUGUAUAGACAGUUGAUUUUAGACCAUUUUUUUUUCAUUUUUGUUUUGUUUUUGUUGAUCUUACAUUAUAUAUGGUACCUUUUAUUCAACCUGAGUGUUGUAAGGGGCUUUAUUUAUAAGAAAAGAUUAUUUCUCCUUUUUUUAUGAUUAUUGAAUGUGAGAAAAGUUAUCAAUUAUAGAAUCAUGCUAAGGCCAGACAAAUUUCAUAACUUGUUUCAUAGACAGAAAGUAUGGGUGGUGGCUAGCUUGUGUCAUUUUCUAACAAUACCAAAUAACUAUGAUGAUAAAAAGUCUCAUUUACUGCCAUUAUUACAGCAACUGCAAUAAUAGAAAAAAGCAUUUUUUUUCUCAAUUUGUCAGUAGCUUUCUGUAUAUUGUUGUAUUUUUUUGUUUGGCAAAUAAUUAAGUUCGAACACUUCAACCAAUAGUUAAAUUUGUGUGGCCUUUGACGUGAUUUCACAAAAGAAGUGGAGAAACAAUAUGUGGUGGUCUCUGCAAAUAAGUAUAAUAUCAUUUAUUGUGGUGGUAGCUUUUGAGACAUUAGUUAACAUUAAAAGCUACAAAAGUAAAUGAUAUUUCUGCAGCCAUUUGAGCCAUGGUGUUGUGUAUAAUAUUCCAGUAUGGUCCAAACUUUGAUUUUGUUUACCAUGAUGCUGUUGUGAAACUGUAUUGUCAUUGUCUGUGCCUGUUACCACUACUUGUAGUGAUACUAGUUCAAACAAAUGAGACAACUCUCUGUAAAGUGGGCUACAUAUGUGUUGCAAGUGUCAAACAUGUCAUAUCACACUCAUCUGCUUUCUCAACUGUCAGUUGUUUUGUAUCUUAUCUCAGAUAACUCAUGUGCAAAACUGUUGUCACUUCCAAUUUGUUCGUGAAAGUCCUAUAUACUAGUAUGCAGAUGCCCUAUAGCUUGUCUGAUUGAUAGUAUAAAUGUAGUAUACAAUGUGUGUCUACGCAGUUCAUCAACUUUUACCAUAUGCAGUUGGCAUCAUAAAAAAAACAACUGUUAUCAAAUUUUACAGCAGGGUGUCCAGCAAAUAUUGUACGGUGCCAUAUACCAAACAGUGGGCAAAGCCAGGGUAAUGCAAACCCAACCACCUCAAAAUAACAACCAAAAACAUGACGGCGGUUUACUUUAACCAGUGAGGGUAUCCCUAUGAAGUGUGGCCUUUGUAUAACAGACAGCUCAGGAUGAUGCCAACUGCUGCAAAUGUUUCUAAGAUAAACUGACAUUUACAAUGUAGCAAUAUGUGACCAGUGCUUUCAUAGUUUAAGUGGCACAAAGCAGUUUUAUAUGCCAGCUGCUUGAAAACUACUUAACUGCAAGUUGUUCGAAAGUACAGGCUGCAUUUGUUGUAUAACAUUCUAUUGUAAUGUGCAUUGUUGUUGUAUUCUUGCAUAGUAGUAGUAUGUCUUUAGGCUUCGUUUCUUAUAAUGGCAAGGUAUUUUUGAGAAGAUAAUUGCAAUUAUAUUCAUAUUUGUGCUAUUUAAACAUGGUAUCUGAGCCCAAACUGCUUUUCCUGGUUUGGAAUUGUCUCAUACAAAUGGCAGUUGUAUUGUGUGGCAAUGUUUUGUGACAUGACAUGGACCAAAAAUCUUGUAUAUUCAAUUGGCUGUUUUUCCAUUGUAAUAAUCACAAAACAGUGACUGGAUUGUUGAGCUUUGAAUAUGCACUGACGAUUUGGUCAAUAUUCCACUUUUGUAACCAAGAAAGAGGGAGUGACGAUUUACUUCUUGUUGGUGUGUCAGAAAAUAUGUUUAUAGCUGGCCAACUACAGCAGAAGUAGAAGUAGGUAUAUACAAUGUAUUUGAUAUUACUCCCUUUUAAUACAGUAUUGGGUAAUGUAAUUUUGUGGCUUAAAAGCUUGACCUUCUUUAAAGUGGUCAAUAUGUAUAUACAGGCAUAGAGCCGUGUUUGUAUUGUCUUCAUCUUUGUGAACUCAAAGGUGCUGAUACUAAGUAUUGAAGAAGACAGAAUGCAGGAUUUGUGGAAUAAAAUGUGCAAAUGGGUGUCAAAAUUUC
This is a messenger RNA of Branchiostoma floridae (Florida lancelet), 3841 nucleotides long. RefSeq names its product 3-methyl-2-oxobutanoate dehydrogenase [lipoamide] kinase, mitochondrial-like. Gene Ontology annotation, cellular component: mitochondrion. Lineage: Eukaryota; Metazoa; Chordata; Leptocardii; Amphioxiformes; Branchiostomatidae. The transcript has 12 exons. The coding region runs from base 192 to 1547 and encodes 451 amino acids. Gene Ontology annotation, biological process: regulation of glucose metabolic process; protein phosphorylation. Gene Ontology annotation, molecular function: pyruvate dehydrogenase (acetyl-transferring) kinase activity. The record is from RefSeq and is a predicted model, not a curated record.